AGCUCAGGCGCUUCCGCGGCCCGCGCUCCGCACCUCCCCCGCCCCGCCUCCCCGCCGCACUCCCCGCCGCCGCGGUGGCGGCGGGGGGGGGGGCGCCGCGCCGCCCGGAGCCGCGGCGGGCCGAUGGUGUCCGUCCUGGUCUGCGGCGGCGGCAACGCCGCGCAGGUCGUCUCCUGCCUGUUCGGCUCCAGGUACAAGGUGACGGCCCUGUCCCUCCACGGGGACGAGGCCGAGAGAUGGGAGAAGGCCGUGAAGGACACGGGCAUGGAGUGCAGCUUCCAGGGCUCGGACAAGAAGGUUCGGUCCUGGCCAGACCACAUCACGAAGGACCCGUCGGCCGCGAGGAACUGCGACGUUGUUUUGUUCACAGUGCCGUCCAGCUUCCACAAGGAUUAUUUCACGGCGCUGAAGCCUCACGUGAAGGA
Messenger RNA from Prorocentrum cordatum, 425 nucleotides. The record is from the annotation of a GenBank genome assembly. Lineage: Eukaryota; Dinophyceae; Prorocentrales; Prorocentraceae.